Messenger RNA from Gossypium raimondii (Peruvian cotton), 1991 nucleotides. RefSeq names its product AT-hook motif nuclear-localized protein 5. Gene Ontology annotation, molecular function: minor groove of adenine-thymine-rich DNA binding. NCBI's taxonomy places the organism in Eukaryota, Viridiplantae, Streptophyta, Magnoliopsida, Malvales, Malvaceae. The record is from RefSeq and is a predicted model, not a curated record. The coding region runs from base 625 to 1650 and encodes 341 amino acids. The transcript has 5 exons.
UAAAAAAAUAAAAAAGCUCUUCAAUUCUACAUUUCUACAUGAUAGUCAUACACCUUUAAUUCAAAAAGAUCUUAAAUUUUGAAAUAAUUUUUUCUCUUUGUCUUUUCUUGCUUUGUUUCUGCCUCACUUUUCCAGUUGUUCUUCCAUUUCUCUACCCAAAGCUUUAGGGCCCGUUUCCAAAUCUAGGGUUUGUUUAUUUCCUUGAUGAGCUGAGUUCAGGCCUCUGAGUCUCAGUCUACCUUGUUUGGUUCUUUAAGCUUUUCAUACUCGGCAUUAUUUUUGUUACUCUAAUCACGGGUUUUCUAGUAGUGAAAAUCAACCUCUAACUCUUGUUUCGUUUGCUUUUUGUUUAAAUUCAAGCUUCUCGGGUCCUUAAAUUUUUACUCAUUUAGAAAAGGACCCUGAAAACCCCUGUUUUUGAACAUCAUUAGGUUUGCUGUAGAAGAUUUAGGGUUUAGAAAGGCUUACUUGGGAAGCUAUAUUUUCUUGCUAAAACCUUUUUUUUUCUCAAAAUUUUCUAAUUUUUUGGUGCUUCUUCUUUGUUACCAUUUGAGGUUAAAAAUUUUCUAAUUUUUACACAAUUUUUCUUGUGUACCAAUAAGCUAGUGUCUCAAUAGUAAAUGCAUGGAUGGGAGAGAAGCUAUGGCAUUAUCAGGCGGGUCUGCUCCUUAUUAUAUUCAUAGAGGGGUUGGUGGGUCUAGUUCUGGUUCAGUAACACACACUGGUAUAGCAGCAUUUCAUUCUCAACCUGGGUUCAGGCCUUUAUCUAACCCUCCUGUUCAGCUUCAGUCUAAUGUUGGAUCAACCUUUACUGGGGAGCUUAAAAAUGUCAGCUUUCCUCAUGGAAUUAACAUGGAUGCCUCCUCUGGGACGCCACUGAGCGAGCCAGCAAAGAAGAAGAGAGGUAGACCUCGCAAAUAUGCGCCUGAUGGGCAGGUAUCAUUGGGGCUUUUGCCUAUGUCUGCCAAGCCUAAGCCUUCAUCAGGAUCAGAUGCUUCUGGUCAAAAAAGAAACCGAGGCCGGCCUCCUGGGACUGGAAGGAAGCAACAGUUAGCAUCUCUAGGUGAAUGGAUGAACAGUUCAGCAGGGCAGGCAUUUGCUCCUCACGUUGUCACCGUUGGAAUUGGAGAAGACAUUGUAGCAAAAAUGUUGUCCUUUUCGCAACAAAGACCAAGGGCUGUCUGCAUCCUAUCAGGCAGUGGUACAGUUUCCUCAGUAACCCUACGUCAGCCUGCAUCAUCUACUCCUACUGUGACAUAUGAGGGCCGUUUUGAGAUAUUAUGCUUGUCGGGUUCUUAUUUGCUUGCUGAGGAUGGAGGACCUCGCAAUCGAACAGGUGGCAUAAGUGCUUCUCUUUCUACUCCCGAUGGUCAGGUCAUAGGUGGUGGGGUUGCAACAUUGAUUGCAUCAAGCCUAGUUCAGCUAGUGGUAUGCAGUUUUAUUUAUGGGGGAUCUAAAACCAAGACCAAACAACCAGCUAGUCCUCAAGGCAGCAAGGAAUCUGUACCCCAGUUCAGCCCUAAAUCAAUCAUGCCUACUAUUGCACCUUCAACUCAGAAUUUCACUCCCCCUUCAAUGAACAUUUGGCCUGGUUCACGGCCGGUUGAUCAGAGAAACCCUCACACUGAUAUUGACUUGACACGAGGAUGAUUGUACAUAUGUAUUAUUGUACAUGUACUGAAUCUUUGAGAGGUUGGAAAAUUUUAAAAUCUUUCCCAUUCAGCCAACAGGAGCAAAUGGGGUUUGUCCUAACCUAGAUUGUAACAUUCAACUGUGAGUUUUCUCGAGUUUGGCUGGGAAACUUCUUGUAAGAUGUGUAGUUUGGAGUUAAAAAAGUAACAUUGAUCUGUAGUUGUAAGAGAUGUCAUUUUAAGGUUCAAUGGUAAUUCAAGCAAACAAAAGUUGCCAUUUUUUUAGCCAUUAGGUCGUGUUGUAAUUUAAGUUUUCCCAAAAUUUAAGUUGAAAUGUCUGAAAUUUGUGGUUUGGUACAA